Myotis davidii is the source of this 1259-nucleotide messenger RNA. RefSeq names its product solute carrier family 25 member 47 (gene SLC25A47). The record is from RefSeq and is a predicted model, not a curated record. NCBI's taxonomy places the organism in Eukaryota, Metazoa, Chordata, Mammalia, Chiroptera, Vespertilionidae. Gene Ontology annotation, biological process: transmembrane transport. Gene Ontology annotation, molecular function: transmembrane transporter activity. The coding region runs from base 66 to 1007 and encodes 313 amino acids. The transcript is spliced from 7 exons. Gene Ontology annotation, cellular component: mitochondrion.
GAGAGGACCUGACCGGUUGUUGGUGGUGACAUUGGACUGUUCUAGGAGAAACACCUACGUUGUCCAUGGAUUUUGUUGCUGGAGCCAUCGGAGGCGUCUGCGGUGUUGCUGUGGGCUACCCCCUGGACACGGUGAAGGUCAAGAUCCAGACGGAGCCCAAGUACACAGGCAUCUGGCACUGCGUCCGGGACACGUAUCUGCGAGAGCGGGUGAGGGGCUUCUACAGGGGCCUCUUGUUGCCCAUAAGCACAGUGUCCCUGGUCUCAUCACUGUCUUUCGGCACCUACCACCACUGCCUCACACGCAUCUGCCGGUUCCGGUAUGGCAGCGCCGACGCCAAGCCCGCCAGGACCGACAUCACGCUCUCGGGUUUCGCCUCUGGCUUCGUCCGUGUGUUCCUGACCUCGCCUACCGAGGUGGCCAAGGUCCGCCUGCAGACCCAGACCCAGACCCAGACGCAGAUGCAGCAGAGGCGGAGAUCCUCGGCCUCAUGGCCCUCGGCCGUGCCCCCCAUGUGUCCCGCACCCGCUGCCAGUCAGGUGCCUGGGCCCAAGUACCGGGGGCCGCUGCACUGCCUGGCCACCGUGGCCCGUGAGGAGGGGCUGCGGGGCCUCUACAAGGGCAGCUCGGCCCUGCUCCUCCGGGAGGGCCACUCCUUCGCCACCUACUUCCUCUCCUACUCCGUCCUCAGCGAGUGGCUCACCCCUGCUGGCCACAGCCAGCCAGAUGUCCUGGGUGUGCUGCUGGCCGGUGGCUGCGCAGGGGUCCUGGCCUGGGCUGUGGCCACCCCCAUGGACGUGAUCAAGACUCGCCUGCAGGUGGACGGGCAGGGCCAGCAGCGCUACAGGGGCCUCCUGCAUUGCCUGGUGACCAGCGUGCGGGAGGAAGGGCCGCGGGUCCUCUUCAAGGGGCUGACGCUCAACUGCUGCCGUGCCUUCCCCGUCAACAUGGUGGUCUUCGUCAGCUACGAAGCCGCGCUGAGGCUCACCCGGGGCCUGCUCAAAUAGCUGUGCCGCCGCGCGGGGGCCAGCCUGUGGAGGCCCGCUGCCAAGGGGUCCCGCAGGGUAGAGGUGGCGUGGGAUGAAAGCACCAGAGACCAGGGCCUAGGAGGACUGGCACAAGGCACCAGCACCAGCACCUUUAUUUUUUACACACACUGUUUUAUACUAAGCGGUGGCUGGUCAUGCUUCAUAGAUCACUGCUAGGGCUUGGCCUAUCAUAGGGAAGUAGCAGAUCGUGACAAGCUGGGCAAGACUGGG